AUGUCCAUGGGUCACAACUUCCCAUCAUGUGACGACAGCACUUCUCCGCGGAGGUGGUCACCUCCAACAUCGGCGGCGCUGGUGGCUGCGGCGCUAGCACCGCCAGCACUCAGACCCUGGCUGCCGGAUCCUCCCACUAAGAAAAGCAAUCAUUUGGGUAAGACAGGUCUCGUAUGUGUUGUCUGCGGUGACACGAGCUCCGGCAAACAUUACGGCAUCCUGGCCUGCAAUGGAUGUAGUGGCUUCUUCAAGAGAUCCGUCAGGCGGAAACUUAUAUAUAGAUGCCAGGCGGGUACUGGACGAUGCGUGGUUGACAAGGCACACAGGAAUCAAUGUCAGGCGUGCAGGCUGAAGAAAUGUCUCGCUAUGGGAAUGAAUAAGGAUGCUGUGCAAAAUGAACGACAACCACGCAAUACGGCAACAAUCAGACCAGAGGCGUUGCGCGAUAUGGACCAAGAGAGGGCGCUGCGCGAGGCAGCCGUCGCUGUUGGUGUGUUUGGUCCGCCUGUGUCCCUGGCCAUGGCUCUGUCACCUGCCAGGUACCCGCUGCUGUCACCUCACUACGCCCCGCUGCCUGCGCCACCUCCGCAACCAGACUCCUCACUCGACCACCAUGAGGAUGGCAACCACCAUUCGGACAGCGACGACGACAGCAUAGACGUUACCAACGAAGAAGACUCCACAUCAUAUUCACCUCCAGUUAUUUCAUCCUACCCUCAAAAUUGUAUGCCAUAUGGGCCACUGGGCGUAGAAAGUUCUGCUGAGACAGCGGCUCGGUUAUUGUUCAUGGCAGUAAAGUGGGCAAAGAAUUUACCUUCAUUCGCAUCGCUGGCUUUCAGAGACCAAGUAAUUCUACUGGAGGAAGCUUGGUCGGAAUUGUUUCUACUUAACGCGAUACAGUGGUGUCUUCCUCUAGAUGCUGCUUGUACUGCGCUCUUUGGCAACGAGCAGACUGAUCAAGAGUCCGGCACAAAUUCUCCAACACUCCGUCGUCUGCGGGAAGUUCUGGCGCGCUACAGAGCGGUUCUCGUUGACCCCGCAGAGUUCGCUUGUAUGAAGGCCAUUGUCCUCUUUAAAUCAGAAACCCGCGGCCUGAAAGAUCCUCUUCAGAUAGAGAACCUGCAAGACCAAGCUCAGGUUAUGCUGAUGUCCCACGCUCGGAACGCCCACGGCGCUGCCCCGGCACGCUUCGGUCGACUACUGCUUCUCCUUCCACUCUUGAGGCUCACCACACCAUUGCAGCUAGAGAGAGAAUUCUUCGCGAAGACCAUCGGACACACGCCCAUGGAGAAGGUCUUAGCUGAUAUGUAUAAGAACUAGAUAAUUAAAAAGAAAAAGUAGAUACCUUGGUGUAUAAAAGAGAUGUAAUAUAUUAAAAAGGCUUAAUAAUUCUAAAAAUAAUAAAAUAAAUAACCCAAUUGACUCCUUAUAUUAUGUCGAUAUACUCGCAAUGCAAACAGUUGAGCCAAUCAACUGAGGUAAGCGGGCGCCACGCUGAAUGCACAUUGGUCAGGUAAUAUUAUAAUAUUGUGGAUUUAUAUUACAACUAUGUUAUGGUAUCUGAAAGUCCCUUUAUUCGCGUCAGUGGGUUAUAAGUUUGAUACUUCAUCAA
Messenger RNA from Leptidea sinapis, 1612 nucleotides. RefSeq names its product photoreceptor-specific nuclear receptor (gene Hr51). The record is from RefSeq and is a predicted model, not a curated record. Bases 1 to 1320 code for a protein of 439 amino acids. Gene Ontology annotation, biological process: positive regulation of transcription by RNA polymerase II; anatomical structure development; cell differentiation. Gene Ontology annotation, molecular function: RNA polymerase II cis-regulatory region sequence-specific DNA binding; nuclear receptor activity; zinc ion binding. NCBI's taxonomy places the organism in Eukaryota, Metazoa, Arthropoda, Insecta, Lepidoptera, Pieridae. The transcript has 11 exons.